Molecule: messenger RNA, 1239 nt
Organism: Diachasma alloeum
Lineage: Eukaryota; Metazoa; Arthropoda; Insecta; Hymenoptera; Braconidae
Product: solute carrier family 12 member 8-like
Exons: 5
Biological process (GO): potassium ion import across plasma membrane; potassium ion homeostasis; chloride ion homeostasis
Cellular component (GO): membrane
Molecular function (GO): potassium:chloride symporter activity
Source: RefSeq, a predicted model, not a curated record
UUUUCAGUAUGCGUAGCUUUAGUGACGGUUUUAUCAGCAGUCGGAAUCUGCGAAAGAUGCAGAGUGGAAAGUGGUGGAGUAUAUUUCCUACUUUCCCAUGUUUUGGGGUCGAGAUUUGGAGGAUCUAUUGGUCUACUUUAUUGUUUUGGUCAGGCAGUUGGUUGUGCAUUAAAUGUACUUGGUUUCGGUGAGUCAAUGGCAGGAUUAGUGAAUUUGGAGGCGGAUCCAUGGGUGCAGAGGGGCUUUGCCUGUGCUGCUGUUAUAUUUUUAUCAGUCAUAAAUGUCGCCGGUGUCAAAUGGGUCAUUAAACUUCAGUUUAUACUCCUGCUUAUUCUACUGUUGGCUGGCGUUGAUUUCGUCGUUGGCAGUUUUACACACGUCGAGCCUGAUGCCGGAUUUGAAGGUUGGCUAUCCGGAAACUUGCGGAACAACACAUUUUCUGCAUACGAGAAGGGCUGCAGUUGGUUCACAGUAUUUGGUGUAUUUUUUCCCACUGUGACUGGAGUUUUAGCUGGAAUAAAUAUGAGUGGUGAUCUCCGGCAUCCCUCGAAAGAUAUUCCCAAUGGCACACUGGCGGCUCUCGGGGCGGGGACAAUUCUUUAUCUGCUGUUUUCACUCUUCUUGGCAGCGACUUGCACGAGAUCGAUGUUGUUAAAUGAUUUCAUGAUUGCAUCGACUGUAUCAGAAUUUAAAGUACUUUUACUCGCUGGAUUGUAUGUUUCUUCAUUCAGCAGCUGUUUGGGGGCGAUGUAUGGGACUCCUAGGGUUCUUCAAUCUAUUGCUGGACAAAAUGUUAUUCCUGGGAUGAGUUGUCUAUCACGUGGGGUCCCAGACAAGAAGCGAAUACUCGAAGCUAGGAACUCGCUCACGAAAUUUGAAUUCAAAAUAUUCAAACGGGUUCUAGGAGCACCAGUCAUGGGUGUCGAUGAGGAUAACAAAAGUUCCAUUCUGGAUGCCCUGAAGGAAAUCAGGGACAAACUUCACGCUAAGCCUGACAAAAGGACAUGUCCUCUAAUUACCACUAAGGACACGAUAAAGCAGAUUAUUCACAAAGUUACGGAGGAGGCGAAAGGUGAAAUUAUCCGUCUCUCCAGUGAGCUCGAUGGUAAACUGGCUGAGUACAGAUCCAGUGAUAGAGAGAAGUGGACCUUCCUGGAGGAUGUACUGAAGCAUAUCGAGAAAUCACAAGCCAACAGCUUGACUAAUUCUGAGGAUAUAAAGAGUUUAAUCCACGAAUAA